Messenger RNA from Melanotaenia boesemani (Boeseman's rainbowfish), 2200 nucleotides. It is a transcript of the gene rac1a, whose product is annotated as Rac family small GTPase 1a. Bases 283 to 861 code for a protein of 192 amino acids. Lineage: Eukaryota; Metazoa; Chordata; Actinopteri; Atheriniformes; Melanotaeniidae. The record is from RefSeq and is a predicted model, not a curated record. The transcript has 6 exons. Gene Ontology annotation, biological process: actin filament organization; small GTPase-mediated signal transduction; establishment or maintenance of cell polarity. Gene Ontology annotation, cellular component: cytoskeleton; dendritic spine; cytoplasmic vesicle. Gene Ontology annotation, molecular function: protein kinase binding; GTPase activity; GTP binding.
UGGAUCUCAGCUUCCCAACUGUGGGCGUUUUUCCCCCCUCAAUCUUGACUCCAGACCUUUUUUCCUUUUUUUUCUUCUGGGUGUUGCCUGUAUAGUUUACAACUUUGGAGUUUCACUGGAGUUUUGCUGCUGACAAGGAAGGGUGUGUCCGAUAAAUCUCGCAACGACUUUAUAAAGUUUUAGGCUUGUUUGUUCAGUUUCAAGGUACUUUUCAGCAACACACCGGGACCUGUUUAUUUUAGCUGCCGUUAGCUAGUUAGCUAACUGAGACCGAGCCGUCCGAUGCAGGCCAUUAAGUGUGUGGUGGUGGGGGACGGGGCUGUGGGUAAAACAUGCUUACUCAUCAGCUACACUACAAAUGCCUUCCCUGGAGAGUACAUCCCCACAGUCUUCGACAACUACUCUGCUAAUGUGAUGGUGGAUGGGAAACCAGUGAACCUUGGUCUUUGGGACACGGCAGGACAGGAGGACUACGACAGGCUCAGGCCACUGUCUUACCCACAGACAGAUGUGUUCCUGAUUUGCUUUUCGCUUGUCAGUCCAGCUUCCUUUGAAAAUGUUCGUGCCAAGUGGUACCCCGAGGUGAGACACCACUGUCCCAACACACCUAUUAUCCUGGUUGGCACCAAGUUGGACCUGAGAGACGACAAAGACACCAUCGAAAAGCUCAAAGAGAAGAAACUCUCUCCCAUCAUCUACCCUCAGGGCUUGGCCAUGGCUAAAGAAAUAAGUGCAGUGAAAUACCUGGAGUGUUCAGCUCUGACGCAGCGCGGCCUUAAGACAGUCUUUGACGAAGCCAUCAGGGCGGUCCUGUGCCCCCCACCCGUCAAGAAGAGGAAGAGGAAGUGCACAGUACUGUAAUGGAAGCCCACAGGGAGUAGAAAAUCCAGUUACAGUCAGAACUUGGCCACUCGGUGUGGAGAAGAUGCUGGGUGGGUUCCCACAAAUAUCUUGUCACCCUGUGUCCUUGCUUAUGUAGGAUAUGAGGUAAAUCAGAAUUUAUCUGAAAGGACUUUACAGAUGUUUUUUAUUUUCUAUCAGAUUUGUUUCUGGUUGCUCACAUCUGUUCGGUCCUUUCAGACUAACUGUAAUGAAGUGGUUUUUGCCUUAGUGUGAAAGUGGGAGAUUUGAUUUGGCAUCUGGGGUUAAUUAAGGAGUAAGAGGGAGGAUUUUAUUAAAUAAAGAAAAAAAGGCACAAACAUAAAUGUAAUUUUUCCCCAGACAUGAUGAAGAAACACAACUUGAGCAUAAAUUUGUCCUGUAGUUCCAUCGAUAUAACUAUAGAACAAGGAGGUCCUGUGCUGCACCUUCAACAUGAAACACUAAGAUUCCUGCUGCCUUGACAACAUUUUACUUUAACGGUUUUAUAGAUUUUUUUUUUGUCGUCAGCUGUGAUCAAGCGACCAUUUUGUUUACAUGUUCCAUCUGAUAAAAUUGAAGUGAUGCUAAAACUAAGCCAGUGAUCACAAUCAUUAACACUAAAAAGUUGUUUUUGCUACCUUUGUAUUAUUUAGCCUGUACAUGAUAUGCCGUCAUAAAUAGUUUAAUCCUUUAAACACUAAUAGGAGUUGAAGCAGGAAUUGAAACGGUAUAAUUACCAAAGAGCAGUGAGCAGGAUUUAAAACCAUCUGCUUUAUAUUUCCAGCUAGUUGUCUUGUUCCUAGAAGUUUUCCAUGUGAAUCCAUCAGCCUCACUUUGUCACUUGAACACAGUAUUUUAUGUGUGAAGGUACAAAGCAGCCGGCAGUGUCGUGGUUGCUUAUCUAAAAAAUUUAUCCUUGAAGUUAUACCCAUCAUCUCUACUUCAGUUCAUGCUCAGAAACUGUUCUGUGACGGUUUAAUGUUCGGUAAAUGGUCAUGUUGGCAUGACGGUGCGGAAACUUUCAUUUGGACCCCAUUUAUUAUCACUGUUUUAUGAAGUUGAUGAGCCAGUGUAAUUGUAUUUGAAGGUUGGAAGUCUUUUUAAUGUGUUGUACAAUAUGAAGUCCAUCAGUAAAUGCUUGACUAAUGCAUUUGAUUUUUAAAAGGAGCAAUGAUCAACUGUUAAGUGUGCUUUGAAGAAACACUAAAUCUAGUCUCAAUAUUUUGUCAGUGUUUCAAUGGCACAAUGGAAGUGUACACUUUACUUUCUUACUAAAUGUGGUUUCAUGUUCAUGUAGUAACAUGCCGAUUUUUUUUAAACCAAAUAAAUUCAUUGAAAA